This is a messenger RNA of Nicotiana tabacum (common tobacco), 2046 nucleotides long. RefSeq names its product putative hexosyltransferase MUCI70. NCBI's taxonomy places the organism in Eukaryota, Viridiplantae, Streptophyta, Magnoliopsida, Solanales, Solanaceae. The record is from RefSeq and is a predicted model, not a curated record.
CACGUUAAAAAUUGUCAAAAACUGUGUAAUGGAGCUAGUCGUCGUGGCUCAGCUUUUACUAGGCGCGAGCCCACCGACGGUCUGUUAUUAGACUCAGAUCACACUACUCAGAUGAGGAGUUUGAUGUUUAAGGAUUUGGAGGGAUGUUGUUGUGAGUGAUGGGUCUCUAUAAGAACAAUACUGAACUUUCUCGAAGAGGAGGACGAAAGUUGAGCCGGUUUUCAAAUAACGGAUUGCUGUUUUGGGUGUUUUCACUUGCUGUCCUCUGCUUUAUCUCAUUCGCUGUUUUUGGCUUAGGGAUGCACUUCCAUGGUAAACUGGAACGUGGCAUGUUGCCUUGGAGAGAAUUACAAGAAGAUUAUAUUGGGCAUGAUUUCCCUGACCGCCCAACAAAGAAACCCCGUAGGCAGCGUUUUUUCCCUUGUGAGGUAGCAUUUAGGGAUUCCGUCAAUUUUCUUAUUGAACCCAAGGACUUUUUGAAUUUCACCCAGUUUUCCUUGGGAUAUAUGGAAACAGAAAAGGAAGCUUCCCAUAUUGAUGCUCAUGAACCCAAAUUUGGUGGACAUCAGACCUUUGAAGAAAGAGAACAAUCAUUUUUUGCUGUAAAUCAAACAAUUCGUUGUGGUUUUGUUAGGGGAGCUGAGGGUUUUCCAAGUACUGGAUUUGAUUUGAAAGAGGAGGAUAAAAGAUACAUGAGUACAUGCAGAGUGGUUGUAUCAUCAUGUAUUUUUGGAAGCUCUGAUUUUCUAAGAAGGCCAACAAGCAAAUUGAUCAGUGAGUAUUCGAAGAAGAAUGUAUGUUUUGUUAUGUUUGUCGAUGAGGAAACUCUUUCCACUCUCUCAACAGAAGGAAGCACACCUGAUGAUGGUGGAUUUGUUGGUUUGUGGAAAUUAGUUGUUGUCAAGAAUUUACCAUACACAGAUAUGCGUAAAACAGGGAAAGUGCCAAAGUUUUUGACACAUCGCCUCUUUCCUUCUUCUAGGUACUCUAUUUGGCUUGAUAGCAAACUGCGGCUCACAACUGAUCCAAUGUUGAUAAUUGAUCAUUUCUUGUGGCAAACUGGCUCCGAGUAUGCCAUUUCAAAUCAUUAUACUCGGCAUUGUGUUUGGGAAGAAGUACUCCAAAAUAAGCGUCUAAAUAAGUACAAUCACACUGCCAUUGACGAACAGUUUUCAUUUUACCAAUCUGAUGGUCUUACCAAAUUUGACCCUUCAGAUCCAAAUCCUCCUCUGCCGAGCUAUGUGCCUGAAGGUUCUUUUAUUGUCAGAGCACAUACACCCAUGUCAAAUUUGUUUUCUUGCCUCUGGUUCAAUGAAGUUGACCGAUUUACUUCACGUGACCAACUAAGCUUCGCGUAUACACUCCUAAAACUGAAGAGAAUGAAUCCAGACAAACCAUUCCAUUUACAUAUGUUUAAGGACUGUGAGCGUAGGUCACUGGUCAAGUUAUUUCAUCACAGAGAGCCAUCCUCUCCGCCUCCUCCAAGAAUAAGUUGAUAUUCUUCAUUAUUUACAAGGACUUGGUAAACUGGACCUCUUGCUCAUCCCACUUGAACUAAUAUUCAGUUUGAAGAUGAACUGAUGCACUUCAUUGACAGCUAGAUAUUAUACGUAUUGGGACGCGGAAUUAUUUUAGGCUCUACUGACUAGGUGACAGAACUUCCAUUGAAUACCUUUGGUUUGUUAUUUUGGCCCAAGAGAAUGGGCACUAGCUCACUGAUCUGCCUUUGAGCCACCCUCUUCUUGUGAUUGAGGACGGAGUAGUAAGCUCGUAAGGUGUCACUGCAGCUUGGAUUAUCCUUGCUGUUGGAUAUUUUCUGAGACUACUUGUGGGUUCAGAUCCGAACAAGUUCUGCAGAAGCUUGUAAAAAUGUAUUUAACUGUAGUAGAGACUCCACUAAGAGGAGCGCAGACCAUCUCAUCUGAAACACUUGUACAAUCUUGACCAGAUAUACUUUCUGUAUAUUGGAUAUUGUAUUUUCUCAUUUCCAGCUAACAUUGAUGAAAUUAGUCCAUCUCACCAUAUCGAGCCAUGGAUCUUUUGGCA